CUCAAAACCUGACAUUUUCCUGGUUCAUUUUCUAAAAAUGCAGAAGCAUUACCAGACCAUUUUGUUUUUGGUUUUUCAUUCUAGUUUAAAUUGCUUAAUUGUAACAAAUCAAUCAUUUCUUUUUAAUUGUGGACAAUGAAAAGACAGCGUUAAGUACCGGUUCGUCAAUGAAGUGAACUGCUAGAUAAAAGGGAGGAGAGGGAGUACCUCAUGACAGGAUCAACGAUACACACAAUACAUGUUGCUAGUUGAAGUUCUGAUUUUGCGCUUAAUCAUACUUACACCAUGAUUCCAACCGAGUUCACGAUACACAGCUUGCCAUGGAGAUUUUUGUUGGAUUAGUUGUCGUGUUGUGUCUCCAUUCUGGGAUAUAUGGCGACAAGAACGGGGGGAUGUCUGAAGACGAGAAACUAGAGGCAUUGGAGGAGCGAUUGUUUGAGCAUGUGUUACAGGAAUACCCAGAAUUCGCUACAGUAACCGGAUGUGAUGUGUAUGACCAAAGCCUGACAGAAUAUACACAGGAAGCAUUCUCAAGGAGAAAGGUUGCUAACGAAGCUCUGGUUACUGAACUCCAUUCCAUCACCUUCCACAAGCUUUCCAGACAGCACAAGAUGAGAUACACAAUCCUCAUGGAUCACUUACAAACUUUCCUGGAGGGAUACAAGUGGCGAAAAUUCGGGACACUUAAUCCAAUCAAUGUGAUGGAGUCAUUAUUUUCAAAAAGUAGCAGCUGGUUUUUGCCGAAAGGAGACUUACAAAAACAUUUUAAACGAUAUCGCGGACGAUUCGUUGGUUAUCCAAAACAGGCAGCAGACCUUAUCAACCUUAUGAGGAGGGCCAUAGAACUGAACAGAACAAAUCAUAUCUAUGCGAUGGGACGCACACACGAAAUGAAUGAAUGGUUCAAUAAUAUGAUGUUGUUAUUUCGGAAGCCGGAAAGAUUCUAUGAAAUACCGUCAGAUGACCAAAUGGAAAUUUACCAUCUGUUGAGUAAGCUCCAAGACACUGUAGAUACUGUUCGGAGGUUCCUUAUGAAUGAGUACCUACCGAACACAAGACCUGAGCCGGGUGUGUCGUCACUACCAGGAGGACGGGAAUACUAUGAGGCGUGUCUCAAGUUUCAUACAGGACUACCACUGACAGCUGAAAAGGUGCAUGCUAUUGGACUGAGAGAAGUGAGACGUAUCCGCUUGGAGAUGCAAAAGGUGAUGGAUAAGUUAGAGUUCAACGGAACAUUAAUUGAAUUCUUUCAUCAUCUGAAAACUGCUCCUGGUCUAUACAACCUCACACAGGAGGAACUGAUAUCAGAAAACGAAUAUAACAUUCAUGAACUGAUUGAACCUCGAUUAUGGACCGUAUUCAAAGACAUAGAGCACGUUCCUGUCAGAGUUGAAGGAACAAGAUUAGCGAGAUUUCCGUGGGGAGGAUAUAAUAACGGAACCUUCGGCGUGAAUAUUUUGAUGGCAGAAAAAAAACCGGUUUUCAUAAUGAUGCCACUAACCCUACACGAAGCUGAUCCCGGUCAUCACUUUCAGAAUAUUUACCCGAAUGUCCCCGACCUACCGAAGUACCGACGCUGGAUCAAGUUCGGCGAGUGGCACGCAGUACCGUUCAUGUACCCUUCUUUCACGGCAUACAUAGAGGGCUGGGCACUAUACAGUGAAUACCUGGGUGAGGAGAUGGGACUUUACAACGAUACGUAUACUCUAUUUGGACGAUAUGUGUUUGAGAUGUUUCGAGCCAGUCGUUUAGUUGUGGAUACGGGUAUACAUGCGUUUGGAUGGACCAGGGAUGACGGCGUAGAAUACAUGAUGAAGUUUACUGGCUUUCCAAAGGAAAUACUUCAACGUGACGUCAACCAAUUUAUCGCGUGGCCUGGUCACGCAUGCGCAUAUAAGAUUGGCGAAAUGAAAAUCAAAGAGCUCCGCAAUAUGUCUGAGAGGAGAUUGGAAAGUCUGUUUAGCGUGAAGGAGUUCCAUGACGUCAUACUAAGAAUUGGCCCAGUGUCGUUGGGAGUUCUUGAGGACGUCGUGGACGAGUGGGUGACCGAGACAUUAUUGUUAGCCACUAGUGUCGCCAAUAUCACAAAAUCUGUAUCUGUGUUACAUGCGAUAGUCCUGUUUUGUCUUGUCAAUUUUCUCAACCAGGUGUUAAUGCCUUAAACUGACCCUCGUCAUAAUCUCUCGUCGUCUCCUUCAACUAGGUCAGAGAUUCGUCGACAGGCCCUGCGUAUUGCCUCGAUAACUCAACAUGGAGUUCAUAAUAUCAUAUUCUGACCCUGAGCACUAAUUGUAAUUGGUAACGCUUUGAACUACGUCAUAGAACGCUAAGCGUAAUUGACACAGCCACCAGGUCGGACCACUAUAACCAGAUUCCAAUCACGCUGUCUCGUCAUCACUCUGAACAAUACCAUAGUUCUAUAACAUGCCACAGGUCGUCCUGCCGUAUCUACCCUCAACGACAACAGCCAGAACCUGGUCGCAAUAUCAUUACAUCUAACACGGUUAUAUGUUGUCUCGUCAGUGCCUUCCACGAUGUCUGUGAUCGCCAUUCAGCCACUGUCUUUAAUAACAUCUACGUUCAUGUACCUGCCGGAUUAAUGCGUUGUACAAUUCUUAAAUAUUUAAGUCUGUCUUCUUACAUUGGUGUGACUUGAGCCGCUCGUUAAUUUGAAACUGUUUGUUAUGUACAUUGAUUGGUUUGGGUCUCGUAGGAUCUGUAGUCGGCGUGGGUUGGAGUUACAUCCAGCGCGGCAACCAGACCAGGACAGUGUGCACGGCUUAUGCCAAGACAUGACUAUUUUAGCGAUUGUGCUUCAUACUGGGCAUCUAAGUGUUUGUAGUAGGCUUGACCACAUUAACCAUCCUUUUACGGCUCAAGCAGCUUAUCAACAAGGACGGCGGUCAUCUAGGUUUCGCGCACCUCACAAAAUCGUAUGUUAAUACAAUGUUUUCCAAUUGUGUCAUUCUGUAUAAAAUUGAAUAUUUAUUUGUAUUAUAACUGAAAGAUUCUUAAAAGAUUCUUAGAAAGUGGCGUAUAACAUUACAUUUGAUGUUUUCCUGUUGAAUAAUAUUUGAAUUAAACCGGUGUAAGGUUUAUUUAAUUAAAUAUCUUGUUAUACAAUGUGACUUUAUCGAGGUCUGUUACGUUUCUAGUAUUAGAAAACAGUAUUCUCUAAUUCGUCCUCUCAGCCGUAUAUAAGUACCUUGUCAUCAAAAAUAUCACCAUUUCGUAUUGGACGGAGCCGUUUUAUUUAGCAACGUAAUUCAAACUUGUGAUGCAAAUGAAUAGAGUUAUCUUUUUCUCGUCCGAAGGACGGAGAUAUCCUCACUGCCGGGCAGACGAUAACUAAUUGGAUUUGCUGGAAACAACACCACUUGUAUUUGAGAUUGAAGAAAGAUAAGCAUUCCCCACUUUGAAAGCAAGACAGAUAAACCUCGUUUAAGAUUUUUCUGUCAAACCCGAAGGUGGGGAAGGAUUCUGUUGGUCUUGUUUUUAUCCUGGUCAUAUCUGUGUAUCCCUUCCUGACUCAUGUUCCGUAUACACUUGAUACAAACAUAUAUUGUUAAACAUUGUUUAUUGGUUGUAUGUUUGUAUAUAA
Mizuhopecten yessoensis (Yesso scallop) is the source of this 3601-nucleotide messenger RNA. RefSeq lists its product as uncharacterized. NCBI's taxonomy places the organism in Eukaryota, Metazoa, Mollusca, Bivalvia, Pectinida, Pectinidae. Bases 321 to 2162 code for a protein of 613 amino acids. The record is from RefSeq and is a predicted model, not a curated record. The transcript has 17 exons.